Messenger RNA from Salvia hispanica, 1967 nucleotides. Its product is annotated as calcium-dependent protein kinase 8-like. The record is from RefSeq and is a predicted model, not a curated record. Lineage: Eukaryota; Viridiplantae; Streptophyta; Magnoliopsida; Lamiales; Lamiaceae. Gene Ontology annotation, molecular function: calcium ion binding; protein kinase activity; ATP binding. Gene Ontology annotation, biological process: protein phosphorylation.
UCCUCACAAAAAGUCUCUUGUGCAAGAGCUUUUUUUGAACUCUCUCUUUCUCUUUUCACAUCCCAUGGCGCAGGAGCUCCUUCGUGCGUCAUCACCUUUCGUCAUCAUAUGCUGAAUCCACCUAGAAUCAACAAUUUUUCAAGGGUGGUGUGAAGGGAGGCAAUCUUCCUCUGCAUCAUGGGAAACUGCUGUGUGACUCCUUUUAAACACUCCGGGGAGAAGAAGAAGAAGAAGAAACAUAACAAUAAGCCGAUCCAUGUGACUCGUGGGGCCAGGGGGACGAAAAAGCUCGUCGUGUUGAAGGAUCCUGGUGGCCACAACAUCAAGGAGAGAUACAAGCUGGGGCGUGAGCUCGGGCAGGGCGAAUUUGGCAUAACUUAUCUGUGCACGGAUGUGGUGAGCGGGGAGAGGUACGCGUGCAAGUCAAUCUCGAAGAAGAAGCUGAGGACUGCAGUCGAUAUUGAGGACGUGAGGAGGGAGGUCGAGAUCAUGAAGCACAUGCCUAAGCACCCUAAUCUUGUGUCCCUGAAGGAUACUUAUGAAGACGAUAGCGCGGUGCACAUUGUGAUGGAACUUUGCGAAGGUGGCGAGCUUUUUGACCGGAUUGUAGCCCGGGGGCAUUAUACCGAGAAGGCAGCAGCCGUUGUCAUGAAGACCAUCAUCGAAGUUAUUCAGGCGUGCCACGAACAAGGAGUCAUGCAUCGUGAUCUCAAGCCGGAAAACUUCCUUUUCGCGAAUAAGAACGAGACAUCUCCCAUAAAGGCAAUCGACUUUGGGCUGUCGGUUUUCUUCAAACCUGGUGAACGUUUCAACGAAAUUGUUGGGAGCCCGUACUACAUGGCUCCCGAGGUUCUAAAACGCAACUAUGGGCCAGAAAUCGACAUUUGGAGUGCCGGUGUCAUCCUUUAUAUUCUGCUUUGCGGCGUUCCUCCCUUUUGGGCAGAGUCCGAGCAAGGAGUGGCUCAAGCAAUCAUUCGAUCUGUUGUUGAGUUUAAGCGAGAUCCUUGGCCUAGAGUCUCGAAUAGUGCCAAAGAGCUUGUGAAGAGAAUGCUCAACCCUGAUCCCGCUCAACGCCUUACAGCUCAACAAGUCCUCGAUCAUCCUUGGAUGCAACAUAUGAAGAAGGCACCAACUGCGUCCGUUGGUGAAGCUGUGAAAGCACGGCCGAAACAGUUCUCUGUGAUGAAUAAGCUCAAGAAAAGGGCACUAAAGGUUGUGGCUGAGAACUUGUCCAAGGAGGAAGAGGCUGGGAUGAAGGAGGCAUUUGACAUGAUGGACUCGGGGAAAAAGGGCAAAAUUAACGUCGAGGAGCUCAGAGCCGGUUUGCACAAACUUGGCCAUCAGAUCUCGGACGUUGAUGUUCAUGUUCUAAUGGAAGCUGCUGAUGUCGAAGGAGAUGGAACGUUGAGCUAUGUCGAGUUUGUUGCUGUCACGGUGCAUCUGAGAAAGAUGGUCAACGAUGAACAUAUUAGCAAAGCUUUUGACCAUUUCGACCGUAAUGAGAGUGGAUACAUAGAGAUUGAAGAGCUCCGGGAAGCUCUCUGCGAUAACGACGACGCCAACAACAAGGAGGUCAUCACUUCUAUAAUGCUUGAUGUGGAUACAAAUAAGGACGGGCGGAUAAGUUAUGAAGAAUUUGCUACGAUGAUGAAGGCUGGUACGGAUUGGAGAAAAACAUCUUGUCGCGAGAGGUUGAACUGUCUUAGCGUGAAGUUGAGAGAAGGCUCGCUGCAGUUAGCUAACGAGGGUAGAUAAAACGACUACACAGACGUUCCCGCCCCCCCAAUUUUUUGGCUGAGUGUUACAUGUAUCGGUUUCUUUCUUCACAAUUUUUUUUCCAUGUUUCUCUAUUGUUGUUAUUGUUUUAAGCUAGGGGUUCAUUAGCAUCAGGCACACAAUGUUUUCUUCUAUACUAUACAUGUGUAUACUGAUUUGAUUUUUUUGUGUAAAUAAGAAUAUAAGAUCUG